UGAAAUUCAAUACCUCCGGUGUACGUAUCGCCGUUGGAUUUCUAACGUCCAAAUCGGCAUGACGCCUGCCAUGAGCAUGCGGCAUGUCGAGUAGACUGCAACGUAAAGCCGAUUGGGGUUGUGUCAUGGCGCUGUUGCCCGCCGAGAGAUCGUCGCCAGCGUUUUCAUCUUACGUAGUCAGCAGCAUGCCAAUGUGCUCCAUCAACCCCUGCGGCACGAGUCAAGAGUCGCGAGGACGGAUGUAUCCCCACGUAUUGCCCACGAAACCAUCACAUCCCACUUGGGCCAGGACCUUGCAUUCGCUGUUUGUCCAUUCGUCGCCACGACAAUUCUUUGCCUCGACACAAUGUGCACUUCACGAAUCGGCCAACUAUGUUCGAUACACUCGCCACAUCGCAGCAUCCCGCCUUGUUCGCUACGGCUGGUGGCUAAGCCAAACGAUUGUCAACGUGCGGUCGUGGAAUCGUUCCGUGUGAUGACAUCGUUCCGGUACCGCCCCGUCGGGCUACUUGCAAAGGGUGUCAGAGGAAAGCCACUACUGAUCACUUCUGCUCAUGAAGCGCGCUCUCCUGGAGUGGAGCACCGU
Molecule: messenger RNA, 586 nt
Organism: Aphanomyces invadans
Lineage: Eukaryota; Oomycota; Saprolegniomycetes; Saprolegniales; Verrucalvaceae
Exons: 1
Coding region: 84-476 (130 amino acids)
Source: RefSeq, a predicted model, not a curated record